Ascochyta rabiei is the source of this 927-nucleotide messenger RNA. RefSeq lists its product as uncharacterized. Bases 1 to 927 code for a protein of 308 amino acids. The record is from RefSeq and is a predicted model, not a curated record. The transcript has 3 exons. Gene Ontology annotation, biological process: lipid catabolic process. NCBI's taxonomy places the organism in Eukaryota, Fungi, Ascomycota, Dothideomycetes, Pleosporales, Didymellaceae.
AUGUCGUUGGUCCUAAGAUUGGGAGCAGUGCUUCUUAGUGCCGCGGGUUUUAUCGCCGCUGUGCCCGUUGAGCUUGAGAAGAGAGCGGUAUCCGCCAACAUCCUAGAUCAACUCCAAUUCUUCAGCCAGUACUCUGCAGCAGCAUACUGUCUCAGCAACAACAACAGCCCAAACACAAAAAUCACUUGCCCGCAAGGAAACUGCGCUCGCGUAGAAGCAGCCAAUACCAAUACAUUGACGGAAUUUGAGAACUCCAUCAAAUCCGACAUCACAGGGUUUGUUGCCACCGACACAACCAACAAACUCAUUGUGCUCUCCUUCCGCGGCUCCCGAUCCGUCCGCAACUGGCUCACCAAUCUCAAUUUCCCUGUUGCGCCGACCACAAUCUGCAGCACCUGCAGCUCCAGCAUCGGCUUCUGGCAGUCCUGGCUCGAGGCACAAACCGAUGUGCUCGCCGCAAUCAAGAAGGCACAGGCGCAGUACCCAAGCUUCAAAGUCGUAGCCACAGGACAUUCACUCGGCGGUGCACUGGCAAGCUUGGCUGCCGGUUUCUUGCGCUCUCAGGGAACAACAAUCGAUCUGUAUACGUACGGGGCGCCAAAGGUCGGACUCGAAGGACUCGCCAAAUACAUCUCAGACACGUCAAAGGGGCAGACAUACCGCGUGACACACAAGGCUGACCCAGUGCCGAAGCUGCCACCGGCGCUACUUGGCUAUCACCACACUUCGCCCGAGUAUUACAUCACCAGUGGGAAUGAUGCUCAACCUAGUACCGCGGAUGUCAAUGUCCUGACUGGGACGCUGAACUUGGGAGGUAACGAGGGAGACUUUGGGCUUGAUGUCGAUGCGCAUCUCUGGUACUUUGGAAACAUUAGCGCGUGUGAGGGCCAGGAGGGUAUUGAGAUCAGGGGGUUGAGGGACAAUUAA